Agrilus planipennis (emerald ash borer) is the source of this 2486-nucleotide messenger RNA. RefSeq lists its product as uncharacterized. Lineage: Eukaryota; Metazoa; Arthropoda; Insecta; Coleoptera; Buprestidae. The coding region runs from base 292 to 2430 and encodes 712 amino acids. The record is from RefSeq and is a predicted model, not a curated record. The transcript has 2 exons.
UAUGCAAAGGUGGGGCGACAAAGAACGUCCAGAUUCUUCUACUACAUUAAAUUAACAACACAAGGGGGGCUUUCACCGUGUCUCCUUAAGAACGAAAUCGACUGCAGAAGGUGACACGCACGCAAACCUACGAGUCGCUAUAUUGUCUACCGAACGCGAUUACUUUCCAAACGGUGAGAGCUAAUUUUAAUAAUAAUUGACCGUUGAAUUCGCAGUGCUUUUCAAGAUAAUAAUAUUCCAUACUUUCUACAUAUCUACACAUUCCGGUGUGGAAUCAUAGAGAAAAUAAGGAUGUUUGUCCUGCUGACAAUUUUUGGAUGUCUUUACCACGCUUCGGGGAUCCCUGUAGAUAGCAGAAAUAUAUCCCUGGUGGUGUUAACCCCAAAUAAUGAAGUCAACGAUUUUACGACUGCCGAAGACAUUAAAAAUGCCGUCUCUCAAGUCAUGGCUACACUAAAAUCUAAUAAUAAAAGCGCAGACCUGAUUGAAGCAAUCAUCGAUGAAGUCGAACUUCAGCUUUCUAGAGAUCCGUCAUUACCAAGACUAACUCGUGGCGAAAUUUUGGACUUGAUUGAGAAUAUAACCAAAUCAGAUUUGGAAGAAUUGGAGAAGAUAAACAAAAGCAGAACACCCCAUCAAAGGGCAGUAAUGCUUGUUCUGCCUUAUUCACCCAAAAACAACACCGACGACAGCUUGCAAGAGUUAUACACGCGACCACCGAUCAUAAAAAUAAUUGACGAUAAUACAGAGAAGCCUAAAAGUAAUGCUGGCAAUAAUCUUCAAGAACUGUACACCAAACCACCCGUUUUAAAAAUAAUUGAUGAUCAAGUAAACCGACCAGAAAUGAAGCCAGUAAGGCGACGAAGACCUACCCUUCCGCCUACCAUUCCACAAAUUGAUACCAGUUCGACAACAGCACCCUCGAUGAACUUCAACAACUUUGUAACAGUCGCACAACAGAACAUCAAAGAGGAAGAGCAAAAAAUUAGUUUCGAACCAACAACUCAAACAACUGCUUUUAAUAUCAUCAAACAAUCGAAACUUCCUCCUGUAAAAAAAUAUCCAGUAAAACCUUUCAACAAACAAACCACUCCAAAAUAUUAUGAAACUAAUUAUUAUUUAAGCCAAGGUCAAGGGUUAAAUGUUAUUCCCCCUCCAAAGUUUCACUUACCUCCAGCUUACAUACAACAAGAGAUCUCCCAGGUACCUGAUGAGAUACUUAUAGCUCAAGAAUCGUUACCACCCAAAGCAUCCGAAAGUUACUCUCCAAAUGAUUUCCAUAUACCAAAUUAUUCAAAGCCAGAUGUUAUUGCCAACAAGAAAAAUGAAAAUGAAAUUACUUACAAGAAACCGGCUCCGACUGCAUCUGAACAGUUUGCUGCUACAACUCCUGUUUCUGACAUGGCCAGUGUUGCAGACAACUUAACACCAGAAAUGAAGAAAUUACUUAUGAGCUUUGGAUUAAUCCCAGAUCCAAAAGAUAAACCGGUUAUAUUUAAACCAGAAGCGAUCUAUAUGGAACCGGAGAAACCUAAUGUAGAACCAGAAUCGUUUAUUCAAUUCAAACCACUACCUGAUAGUGCACCAACGAGAGAAGAUAUGGCCACAUUUCUUGAAGGAUUUGGCUUUGAAGCAAGGGAUUCUAAACAUAAUAAAGAAGGAAAAGGCAACCAGAAAAAAGAGGAUUUAGCACCAAGAGAAAUUGAAAUUGAUAUUUUCCCAGAUGAAGUUAAAGGAAUCAUUACAGAUCUAGGCUUAACAGAUCGCAAAAGUAAGAAGAUUGAUUUGGAAGGAAUUGAGAAAUAUGAGAAAAAAUCUAGUUCUGCACAAAACAAAUACGAUCGAGAAUUAGAAGAACUUAAUAAACUUAAAGAACUAAUUGAUUUCAUUAAAAAGAUUGACACCAUGAAUGACACUGAACUUAUACAAGAAGCGGAUUUAAAAAAAGUAAAGGAUUUAGUAACAAGUCUAAAUCAAAACGAUAAUCCUGCUCAGCCAAAUGCAAACAAAAUUAUCGAUGUGUCAAAAAUCACUGUAAAACGCCAAGCCAACAAAACUGUAACGGAACCAGUAGCUAAAGAAGAAGAAUCGGUUUCAACAAAUUUAAAAACAGCCGAAGAUGAUUCUAGUAGUUCAUCGGAUGAAUCUCUAAGUAAGGGAAGUUCUUCGGAAGAAGAAACACCAACUACUACAACUGCAGCAUCUACGCCAAACUUAAAAGAUUUAGAAGAUUCAUUUGGUGGAACAUCAGAGGCAACAACUACAACAACUACAGAACCAGCACCUACCACAAGAAAGAGUGGAUUUUAUCACUUGGUAGAUUGGAACACAUUUUUAGAAGUUGACGAUCAAAAAGGUCGAAAAGUGAAUAUUAGAUUUCAACCAAGAAGUGGAGACCCUAAAAGGUUUUAUUCAGUGACAGUACCUUAGUUAAGUAAUGAAAACCAUUUUACAGCAAAAGACUGGGGUUUUGGAUGUUUUUUUUU